This is a messenger RNA of Tachyglossus aculeatus (Australian echidna), 2892 nucleotides long. RefSeq lists its product as uncharacterized. Lineage: Eukaryota; Metazoa; Chordata; Mammalia; Monotremata; Tachyglossidae. The record is from RefSeq and is a predicted model, not a curated record. Gene Ontology annotation, biological process: chromosome condensation; nucleosome assembly; negative regulation of DNA recombination. Gene Ontology annotation, cellular component: nucleus; nucleosome. The transcript has a single exon. Gene Ontology annotation, molecular function: structural constituent of chromatin; nucleosomal DNA binding; double-stranded DNA binding. The annotation marks the transcript as partial.
GGGCCACGGGCCUACAGCACGGGUGAAGGCCUCAGUCGCCUCAGCCACCUCAGCCACCUCAGCCGUCCCAGUCGCCUCAGCCACCUCAGCCGUCCCAGUCGCCUCAGCCACCUCAGUCGUCCCAGUCGCCUCAGCCACCCCAGCCGUCCCAGUCACCUCAGCCACCUCAGUUGUCCCAGUCGCCUCAGCCGUCCCAGUCGCCUCAGCCGUCCCAGCCGUCCCAGUCGCCUCAGCCACCUCAGUCGUCCCAGUCGCCUCAGCCACCCGUCGUCUCAGCCACCUCAGUCUACCCAGUCGCCUCAGCCGUCCUCGUCGCCUCAGCCACCUCAGUCGUCCCAGUCGCCUCAGCCACCCCAGUCGUCCCAGUCGCCUCAGCCACCUCAGCCGUCCCAGUCGCCUCAGCCGCCUCAGUCGUCCCAGUCGCCUCAGCCGUCACAGUCGCCUCAGCCGUCCCAGUCGCCUCAGCCGUCCCAGUCGCCUCAGCCGCCCCAGCCGUCCCAGUCGCCUCAGCCACCUCAGUCGUCCGUCGCCUCAGCCGCCUCAGUCGUCCCAGUCGCCUCAGCCGUCACAGUCGCCUCAGCCGUCACAGUCGCCUCAGCCGUCCCAGUCGCCUCAGCCGCCCCAGCCGUCCCAGUCGCCUCAGCCACCUCAGUCGUCCGUCGCCUCAGCCGCCUCAGUCGUCCCAGUCGCCUCAGUCGCCUCAGCCACCUCGAGGGACCGGCGGCGAAGGAAGCGAGAGACUCCAUUCCGCCCAGAGAAGGGGACAGGGCCGCCAGCCAAGGCCCACCCUACCGCCCCUUUCCCGCCUCCCCCGUGAGGAGCCCCGGGCGGUCCGGUCCAGGAGGCGCGGGCCUCUCCCGUCCGGCCGCAGGCGAGGGCCGUCCCGGGACGAUGACCGAGAACUCGGCCUCCACCCCGGCCGCCAAGCCCAAGCGGGCCAAGGCCGCCAAGAAGGCCACGGACCACCCGAAGUACUCGGACAUGAUCGUGGCCGCCAUCCAGGCCGAGAAGAACCGCGCCGGCUCUUCCCGCCAGUCCAUCCAGAAGUUCGUCAAGAGCCACUACAAGGUGGGCGAGAACGCCGACUCACAGAUCAAGCUGGCCAUCAAGAGGCUGGUGACCACCGGGGUGCUGAAGCAGACCAAAGGCGUGGGGGCCUCGGGCUCCUUCCGGUUGGCCAAGGGCGACGAGCCCAAAAAGCCCGCCGUCAAGAAGGCCAAGAAGGAAGUCAAGAAGGUGGCAACCCCGAGGAAGGCCACCAAGCCCAAGAAGGCCGCCGCCAAGUCCCCAGCCAAGAAGCCCAAGGCCGUGGCCAAGAAGGCCAAGAAGAAGCCGGCCGCCGCUCCCAGGAAAACCAAGAAACCAAAAACUGUCAAGGCCAAGCCGGUAAAGGCGUCGAAGCCCAAGAAGGCCAAGCCGUCGAAACCCAAAGCCAAGUCCAGCGCCAAGAAGCCUGCCAAGAAGAAGUGAAAACGUUCAAGUCCUUAUUCCUUGGACACUCCUUCCCUUCACCUCCGUUUCUGUAAAUAGAUGCGCCUUUCUUUUCCCACCCCCAGCCUUCUACCCCUUUCUAUUACGACUUUCUAAGAGACAGAACUUUUAUUCCCUGGGAAUCGUUCAGUUAUUCUUCACGAACCUCGACCACCAACAACAAAAAAAGUCCCACCUCCGUAACGAUGAGAGCAUCUUUAAAGUCUUUUUAUAGGAUUUUUUUUCCCCCUCUUCUAUGCUUGUUUUAAAAAUCUCUCUGAUGUGACCUUUGGGGUUGUUGUUUUGUUCUGGUUUUGCGGGGAGAGGGAAGCGUCUGGUCGGACGAAAGGGAUCUGAGCCCCUCGGCCCGUUCCUGGCCGCUGGAUGGAUAAUAAUGAUGGUAUUUGUUGAGCGCCUACUCUGCGCCGAGCACUGGAUCGUUGCGCUGGUGAGGUUAUUUCCCUCAAACUCCCCAGCGCGGGGGAUCCUUGUGAUGGGAACAAAGGCCCUGGCAGAAACAGGAAGGGGCCGGAGAGGAGGGAUUCUCAUCUUGGGAAGGCUUUGGCCACGCCGGGUGUAUGUUGGGAGUCAAAAUGAACAGUUCCUUUUCCUCCCAUCUGGUGACGCGACCAUCCUCGUCCCGAUCCUCUUACCAAACAGAGCAAGAGGUGUCACAUUAAGGUCUGAAACCGGCAGCCUGUCCAUUUUUUUUUCUCUUUAGUGGGUGGGAGAAAUAGUGUCUAGUAACCGGGAGAGUCUUAAAAGUGGAGUAGAAACUGGGGAGUGGGCGGGGUGGGAAGAGCCUGCAAAGUGCCUGAAUUUACCCUGUAAGAUCCGUGCAGGUCCACAACGAUAUGAUGGGUAGGUUGUUUUGAUUUUUUUUUUUCCGUUUUCUUCCCGACAAGAUCGGCGAUUGCUUUGUUUUUUAAUCUUUCCGAAGAGGAGUGAGUUCCCCAUCCACUCCCCCCGCCCACCCCUGCAGGUUGGUGGUUAGCACCUCGUGGCUCCCCUCGCCCCCUUCUCCCACGGGACUCGACUGCUUUCUACGCCCCCGUUUUCGUGCUGGAGACCCACCCUGCGGUAACCGCUCGGUCCCUUUACUUCUGACGCUUUUCUAGGUAAAUGAGGAGGGGGAGGGGGAGGAGACACCGGGCCACCAACGACGAAUUCGUUAAAAUCGCUUUACGGAGCUGGACCCGUGUACUCUUACGGCUUAAGUUUGAAUACCCCAAGGAAAGGGGAAAAAAAAAGAGUUUAUUUGCUGUUUUAAAAAUUAAGGAAAAUCUGGUAGGAAUGAUACCCGCUUGUUCCUUCUUUUUCUUUUUUUAAUUUUAUUUUUUGGUAAGUGUGAUUCGCGCCGGAAAGGAUUUGCCGUCUUUGUAAUUGGAGAGUUUGAAAUAAAAUGGAGAGAAAACCCUCGAA